GUCAAUCGCCUUGACCUGAACCAAACCAUCACCGAAUCCUCCAUUCUCAUCUAAUCUAACGAACCCCAUUUGGCAUCAGUAUAUAUAUGUGUGCUUUGUCGCCCUGAAUUCCAUCCAUCACACGCUCCCCUAGACCCUCCUCCCUCCCAUGGCUCGCCCGCUCCGGUCGAUGCACCCGGCAACGGGCGCGCCCCAGCUCGGCCUGGUCGCGAUGACCCUCCUCCUCUGUGCCUUCGCGCUGUUCAUGUGCGCCUCUCAUUCCCGGAGGCGGCGGCGGCACUGGCAAGAGUGCUAUGGCUUCUUCGAGGAGGAGCAGCCCGUCAUUGAACUCCACAACGACACGUUCAUCUUGGAGUCGCGAGCAGACCGUGAGGACAGCAUGUUUAUGGAUGCCGGAGCUAAUGAAGAAGAAGCCACCGCCUCCGCUGCCUCGGUGUGGCAGAGGAACAUUCUCAUGGGCGGUAAGUGUCAGCUACCCGACUUUUCCGGGGUGAUAAUUUACGAUGCCAACGGGAAAGUAGUCACCCCUCCGAAGGUUCCUCGCCCUCUGUUACUGACAUGGAAGUGAAGUGACAUGUAAUUUCAAUCGACGUGCUUUUAUCCUACAUUGUACCAAGCAAGUGUCUUCUGAUUCUGAAUGUAUGUUUAACUCUAUGUAAUGUUGGAGCACCAAAUGUUGGAAAUA
Messenger RNA from Syzygium oleosum, 685 nucleotides. RefSeq lists its product as uncharacterized. The transcript has a single exon. Bases 149 to 568 code for a protein of 139 amino acids. NCBI's taxonomy places the organism in Eukaryota, Viridiplantae, Streptophyta, Magnoliopsida, Myrtales, Myrtaceae. The record is from RefSeq and is a predicted model, not a curated record.